CACAUAAGGUAAUAAACUAAGUGAAUUGUAAUAUCUGUAAACAAUUUUACUUUGAAUUAAUAUUCUUUCUUUCUUUCUCUUGUCUCUUAGUAUUUAUUAUGUUGUUAUAUUCCGUGACGUUGACCUGAGUCAGCCACACAUAAAUAUAUGUGAGCAAAUGAGCGUAUCUUUAUUCUUGAAUUAUAUCGAUUUCAAGAGUAUGAACGAAGAUCAUACCAAUAAAAAAAGAGUAGGGAAGAAAAGGAAUUAUCAACCAUAAAAAUGACCGAUUACAUAGAAGAAUAUCUUGCUAACAGUUUACAUCACAGUCACAUCAUGGAAGAAACCAAUAUUUCACUUUUUUCACUUGUUACUGAAGAUGGCGUACCAAUUAGAAAAUUAUUUAUCAGCAACUUAGCAGAGAGGACAUCGUUUAAAGAUCUUAUAAAAUUAUUUUCCAAGUAUGGAAAUGUUGAAAGUUGCUUCUUACGAAGAAAUCAAGGAAACAGUAACUACGCAUUCAUUACGUUUAACAGCGUAGAAGCAGCCGCAAGUGCUAGAUAUGAUGAAGGAAUAAGAUUACACAACAGAGAUUUAAGAGUCUUGGCAGCUGAUUCAUGGCAUCAACCAGAUAGCAUAGAAAAUCAAUGUUACAACAUAAAAGAUAAAUCAAAAUCUAACAAAAUAUCAAAUGACAUUGCACAUAACUUUGAUUGCAUACAAGAUGGCAUUACAGAUACUAAUAUUCAAACAUUAAAUGAUGAUUGUUUAAUACACAUUUUUCUUCAAUUGCCAAUUAUAGAUAGAAUUAGAAUAGAAAGAGUGUGCAAAAGAUGGAAAGCAUUAAGUCAAGAGUCCUGGAGUAGUGUGAAAAGACUGGAUUUAUCCAUGUGGAGCUUAUCUGGCUUAAAUGGAAGAGAAAUUAGUAUAUGUACCGUUCGCAAAGUAUUACUGCGAUGUGGUCCAUAUUUAAACGAAAUUAAUCUGUCCAUAGUACCAUAUCCUUUACGUCAGAGUACAGCAACUAUUGUUGCGAAACUGUGCCCUAACUUACAAAAAAUAGAUAUUACUGGUGUUGUUGUUUCUGCAUCUGGUAUCAAUUCAUUAAUCGAUAAUUGUCACAACAUUACAAAAUUUAGUCUUGGUUCUACCACCUACAUUUGUGAUAUAGAUCUACAAAAAUUAUUUAAAGUGAAUCCAAAGUUACGAUAUUUUAAAGCGUAUAGCAGUAAAAUAAGCGGGCGGUGUUUACUGUAUUUGCCAUUACAAACAAUGGAAGAAAUUGUCUUAGAAUAUUGUACCUGUCUUCAAGAACAUUCGUUAACACAAGCAUUUUCGAAAUUAGGAAACUUGAAAUCACUUACGACGAAUAGAUGUAUUGACGUAUCUGGUAACGUUAUCCAGACUAUCGGUAAAAAUUGUACAAAUUUAAAAACAUUAGAGGUCUCCUAUAUUUCGUUUUUAUUACAUCCGAACGACAUGUUACAUAUUGCGCAAUUGACUAAUCUUGAAGUGCUGAAAAUCAGUAUGAAUGCGUUAGUCACAGACGAAUUUUGUACUAAUUUGGCAUCAACAUGCCUGCGACUCAAAUAUCUAGACAUUUCUGAAUGUUUGCUCGUUACAAAUAUUAGUAUAGCUGCUGUAACAGCUUUACCCAAAUUAGAAGUAUUAAUAAUCAACUACUUAGAAUUAGUAACCGAUAUAAAUUUACAAGAUACGUGCAACAUAAAACAGCUAGAGUGUCGGGCUUGCAAAUUUAUAGAUAAAACAAUGAUUAAUUUUCUUGAAUACGCGCCACAGUUGGAAUUACUAGAUCUAUCAGGAUGUCGGGGUAUUACGAAUGAAACGCUAAAAGAAGCUGCCACGGUUACGGUUAAUCGAACUAACAAUACCAUUUUGAAAAUAUUUGUCGGCGGAACUUCAGUAGAUCUUAGUACAUUUGAUAAGAUAUUACCGUUUCUGCAAAUAGUAAAUAUAGAUCUAUCUAAUAGAGAACUCUAAGUAGAGGUAGAGAACUCUACUUUAAUCUAAAUCAAAAUACUGUGUAUUAUAGCGACAUGCUCAAAUUAAUGUUAAUAAAAACGAAAUUUAUUACUUUGUAUUUAGUGAGACAAAUUAAUAUUUUCAUAAAUAUACGUAGUGUAUAUUUUAUUUCUAAUAUUCGGAUUUCAAUGCAUAAAGAGUAUGCUUCAAUGUAGGAUAAAUUUAUUCUUUGAAUAAUUACAACAUUUAGACAGUGAAUCGAUACAGCGGCAAUUAUUAUGCACAAAUUUGCAACAAGGAAUAUCCAUAUAUUUUUAGUAAGUGCCAGAAGUAAUUAUCCUUUUGACAAUUAAAAUUCGCUGUUUGGUGAACAGAAUCAUUUUAUGGUUGUAUGUUAAUAAUAUCUUACAUAAUUUUCUUAACAGGAUUUAUCGAAAAAUGUUUCUUUCUGUUUACGAUAUAUCACGAAAUAUAGUAAAUAGGAUUACGCACAUUGUUAUAGGACAUAUAAACAUAAUAUGAAAGAUCAGUUCUUGAGCGUCUUACGCUUAGGCACAUAAGUGGAUAUUCCCACUGUGCUUGCAAACAUCACAAUACGCUCGUAGUACACUCCGAUAUUUUUUUAAGCCAAAUCGGAAAAAGGCUAACACCUAAACUGGCAAUCGCACAUGUAAAAAAGUAAUGGCUAAGCAAACAUGAAUAUCUAUGGGGUUGAUAUACUAUAACUAGAACCUCCAUACAUAUAUAUAACGGAUCUUUCUCAUUAUUCUCAAUUAAUAAUUUCAUUACGACACUUUCGAUAGGAAACAGAAAUCGUAACGUAUAACGUUUACAUACAAUAGAAUAAGAAUGCUUAUAAUAUUGUUAUACUAUGUACAUAUAGACAUUUUUUAUCGGCACAUUACAAUGAUAAGCAACUAUGUCUACUGGAUUGUACAAUAUUAAACAUCUGUCUAUUAUUACGGACCAAAUAUUGUUCGACUAAGAGAAACAACUGAUUAUUUGUAACAAAAAAGAAUUAUUGAUUUCUACGUUUGUAGUAUUUUGAUUGAACGCUUUGUUUGAAUAAAGGUUCAAGAAAUUUCAACCUU
Molecule: messenger RNA, 3053 nt
Organism: Bombus impatiens (common eastern bumble bee)
Lineage: Eukaryota; Metazoa; Arthropoda; Insecta; Hymenoptera; Apidae
Product: F-box protein SKIP2
Exons: 8
Coding region: 262-1980 (572 amino acids)
Biological process (GO): SCF-dependent proteasomal ubiquitin-dependent protein catabolic process
Cellular component (GO): SCF ubiquitin ligase complex
Molecular function (GO): protein binding; RNA binding
Source: RefSeq, a predicted model, not a curated record